AUGCAUUAUUUACCUUCAAAUUUUUCUAUCCGAAAUAUUGCUCAGCAUAUAUCUGCCUCUGUGUUACCCGUGUCUUGUUCUGCUUUCACUAUCCCCAUAUCUAUUCCUGCUCCUCUAUCAAAACCGGAGCAUGCUCCUUUAUCUGUCUCACCUACCCAUGACUCUAUCCCCAUCAUAACUGUACCUUUGUUGAAGCCUUCCCGGAAAGGGAAAGAGAAAUUGUCUAUUUCAGGUACUGCUGAGAAGAGAAAACUGUCUAAUUUGGAUGAUGUGGAAAUCGUGUCUGAAAGCAAGCAACAAAUGAGGGUGUCCACACUACCACAUCGGAUGACUAGGUCCCGAAGUGUUGCUGAAACUCCAGAUGUAUCUAUUCCAUCCGGUUCGAAAUCAAAAGGGACCAAGAAGUCAUAUAGGCCCAUCUUUCUGUCUUGUGCACUGUCAUCUGAAUGGCACGUCCAUUCCAACCGAGAUUUUAUUCUAGAGAAAUCCAUCAAUGUGGAGGAGUUAACUGAAAAAUGCAACAUUAUCCCCAUUCUAAGAUAUCAACAUUUAUUUACCUCACUUCAACACGUUGGGACCUAUUCUGCAUGGUUAACUACCGAAUUUUACACCAAUCUCACCAUGGAUACGUUUAUAGAAGGUUCAACACAUUUCCAACAGGUGUUUAUUCGGGAUAAGUGGUACCCGUUUGGACCGACAGAAAUUAAUGCCUACUUGGGAACUCCUAAUCAUCAAGUUGUUCCUGAUCCCAGUCCUCACAUAUUGGCUGCGGCUUUGACGCACAACAAAGAAGUUUCUUGGCCAAGUACUGGUCUCAAGAGUUUGAAACUCACCACGGUUUACUCGGUUCUCCUUUGCCUUGCAUCAGCUAACUAUAUACCGGCAGUUCGGCAUCACCUUGUCUCAGAUCAACUGGCAACAUUACUCUACAAGAUCAUAAACAGGCUCCCAUUCAAUCUUGGAGUUAUUAUUUUUUCGCACCUCAUGUCCUUUUUGAAAAAGAGGGAAACCAAGGUUCAUCUACCAUAUCCUAGUCUGAUUUUUGGUAUUCUUCAGGAUCAUGGGUUUAUGCCUUAUAAGGAUGAAGUUAAAUACCACUAUGAUGAUCGUGCCUCACUCACUGUGCUCCCUGUCGUAGCUACGGCAACUCCACCAGUAUCUGCCCCAGCCUCUUCCGCAGACACCGUAUUAGCUUUUAUUCUCGAUUCCCAAGCCGUACCAAAGGAGCCGCAGACACUUGUGGAUCAUAGACAGAUUGUGGUUACCCUUGAAGCCUCUAUUGUGCAGAUUCAGCACUCUGUAGCUUUUCAACAAGUGACUAUAUCCGGCCUAGAAAAGUUGCGUGAUGCACAACUUCAAGAAAUCACUCGCAUGGAGGAGAUUCAUGCCCAAAUUCUAGCAGAUACCGGCGCUGGUUCUUCCAGUUCAGAAACUGAAGACGAUGAUGAAGAUUCGGUUUCGGGCACCCCGUUUGCACGUUAA
Messenger RNA from Ipomoea nil (Japanese morning glory), 1482 nucleotides. RefSeq lists its product as uncharacterized. The transcript is spliced from 2 exons. The coding region runs from base 1 to 1482 and encodes 493 amino acids. Lineage: Eukaryota; Viridiplantae; Streptophyta; Magnoliopsida; Solanales; Convolvulaceae. The record is from RefSeq and is a predicted model, not a curated record.